CCCGAAAUUACAAUACCACUUAUCAAACAAGUCCUUAUAGUACUAAACUAUCCAUAUAAAAACCCCCUACACCCAAAUAAACAUUCUUACACCCUCUUCUCUUCUUACAUCUUUCUCCCCCAAAAAUGGGGGAUGAUGCAACCCCAACACAUAGCUUAAUCCCAACAUCCCGAAAUCCCAGAAAAUCAUUCAAUCGAUUACUUUCGCACGCCCAUGAUGAAUUGCACGGCUUCCGUUCUUACCUUCGAUGGAUGUGCGUUGAUCAAUCAAAUAUUUACACAGCAAUUUUAUCAUGGUCUGUUUUUCUUAUAUUUGCAAUUCUAGUCCCUGCAUUCUCCCAUUUUUACCUUGCUUGCCCUUCUUGCGACGCCACGCACGACCGCCCUUACGACACGGUCGUGCAACUUUCUCUCUCCUCCGUUGCGACGCUUUCGUUUGUUUGUCUUACACAGUAUGUAAGGAAGUAUGGUCUUCGAAGGUUCUUGUUCUUUGAUAAGCUUGUUGAUGAGAGUGAUUCUGUUAGACAUCAUUACACUACCCAGGUCUAUGGAUCAUUGAAGAUAUUAUCUGUCUUUGUUCUCCCAUGCUUUUUAGCCGAAUGUGCCUACAAAAUCUGGUGGUAUGCUUCAGGGGCCUCCCAAAUUCCAUUCUUGGGUAACAUCAUUUUAAGUGACAUUGUAGCAUGCUCAUUGGAGUUGAUAUCAUGGCUUUAUCGGACAUUAGUCUUCUUCCUGGUCUGCAUUCUCUUCCGUCUGAUCUGCUACCUUCAGAUCCUGCGGCUCAAGGACUUUGCCAACGUGUUCCAGGAAGAUUCAGAUGUCAUGUCUGUUUUGAUGGAGCACCUUCGGAUUAGGAGGCACUUGAGGAUCAUAAGCCAUCGUUAUCGUUCAUUUAUAUUAUUGGCAUUGGUUUUAAUCACUUCGAGCCAAUUUGCUGCCUUGCUGUACACUACCAAAAACCAUUCAAAUAUGAGCAUCUUCAGAGCUGGAGAACUUGCACUAUGCUCCAUUACUCUAUUGACCGGGAUUGUAAUAAUACUACAAAGCGCCACAAAGAUAACACACAAAGCUCAAGCAAUCACCUCUCUUUCCGCAAAAUGGCAUGUGUGCGCGACAGUUGAGUCCUUUGGUACUACCUCUGAGACUGAAACACCCGUAGCCCAGACCAGUAGCGGAGGAAGCCCAGGUUUCUUUGAUUCGAGGAGCACUCAUUCAGAUGACGAUGAGGCAGGGGAUGAGGAGGAUGAUGUAGAUAACACCAAGUUCCUCCCUGCUUAUGCCUAUAGCUCAAUCGGUUUCCAGAAGCGACAAGCUCUAGUGACAUAUUUUGAGAACAACAAAGCUGGAAUUACAGUUUACGGAUUUAUGUUAGAUAGGGCUUGGCUCCAACUCAUUUUUGGUAUCGAGUUAUCUUUAGUACUCUGGCUACUCGGAAAAACAGUUGGUAUUUAACAGACAAGAACAUCCUCAUUUGCGCGUAAUAUUAUACACAAACUUUGCUUCUCUGACCUUAUACGGUCCUUGAUAUCCUUACAAGAUCAAUUUCUUCUAGAGAAAGUGAGCGCGUCAAGGGAGUCAGGGAGCUAGCAUAAGGACUGAUUAUACGGUCUCGGUUUGGACCUCAUCAUGCAAAUAGAUACUACUACGUAUUGAAGUACAGUUAGUUUCACCAUUUUGUGUACUUAAUGCGAUGAUUCUUUUACAACAUCCAUAUGAAUGUAGAUUCUAUAAAUAUGUUCAUGUACUUUAGCUUGUUCACAGCAUCUACGAGUCUACGACCUGUAUUUGACUAUCUUCAUUUGGGGAGCUUAUUGGCUUGUCUUCAUGGCAUUUGCUUAUUUUUUUUUAUUUAUUGGUGUAAUUUAUUUGGGAAGAGUGGUUAUUUGUAUGUUGUAAUAUUGAGUAUCAGUAAUAAUAUAAUGCAUCAUAUUUGUUCUUUCGUUUUUGCAA
Chenopodium quinoa (quinoa) is the source of this 1949-nucleotide messenger RNA. RefSeq lists its product as uncharacterized. The transcript has 4 exons. Lineage: Eukaryota; Viridiplantae; Streptophyta; Magnoliopsida; Caryophyllales; Amaranthaceae. Bases 126 to 1451 code for a protein of 441 amino acids. The record is from RefSeq and is a predicted model, not a curated record.